AACCAUGUUUUGCUUACAGCUAACAGAAUCGAUCAUACAAUUACAAAGUUACAAACAUACACUAAAUAGUGUAUACGCAACGUGUAAAAAGCAAGCUUAAAGAAUUGACAAAGCGAGUAUCAUAUAAUACAUCUUUCUUCCUGUCAUAUAUUCUUAACUUUUGAUAUUGUGUUUCCUCCUCUCACAAACUUAUUCAGCACCUUUACCAACGUUUCCUCCAUUACCAUCUUUGUGUGAACAUAAACAUCGCAAACUAAAACAAAGUAAUUAGUGCAUCUAAUUACUUGUUUAACAUGGAUGUUUCAAAGGGUACUAAUCAAAAUCAAGUUGAAGGAACUGGAGAAAACGUGCUUGCUAAACAUGUUGCUUUCUUCGAUAGAAAUCAUGAUGGAAUUGUUUAUCCAUGGGAAACCUUCAAAGGAUUUCGUGCCAUUGGAAGCGGUCUUUUGUUAUCCACCGUUGCCGCUUUUGUAAUCAACAUGGGUCUCAGUCACAAAACUCGCCCGGGGAAAUUUCCAUCAUUGCUCUUCCCUAUAGAGAUAAAGAACAUAGCCAAAGCUAAACAUGGGAGUGAUUCUGGUGUCUAUGACACUGAAGGAAGGUUUGUACAACCGAAGUUUGAAGCAAUAUUCAGCAAGUACGCACGCUCAAAUGCGAAUGCUCUCACUGCCAAAGAACUUGAUGAAAUGUUGAAGGCAAAUAGAGAACCAAAGGACUUGGCUGGACGGUUUGCUGCUUUUAUAGAAUGGAAGAUCUUUUUUUCACUCUGCAAGGACAAGAAUGGGUUGUUACAAAGAGAUACAAUUAGAGGUGUAUAUGAUGGAAGCAUAUUUGAGAUGAUGGAGAAUGAGAGACUGUCCGCUAAGAAAAGUAAACAAGGGUAAACUUUCAACAAUGGUGAUCGAGAAGGUAAAUAAGUAAGCACUGCAGUGUGCAGUUGAUCCUUCGAUGGUUGGCAUCAAUUCGUUGAUGUGGUUAUUUAACAUUUGGGUUUCAACUUAUGUUACAUUUGUUAAUUCAUUUCUAUGAUUGUGUGAUGUUUGUUUAUUCUUGUAAAUAAUGUAAUGCAAGAAUUUUGUGCUCAUUACAGCUUAAAAGGAUUUGUAAUGUCACAUAUUUUUUUUUUCUUUAUGAGGAUGUAUAUUAUGUAA
Molecule: messenger RNA, 1151 nt
Organism: Beta vulgaris subsp. vulgaris (sugar beet)
Lineage: Eukaryota; Viridiplantae; Streptophyta; Magnoliopsida; Caryophyllales; Amaranthaceae
Product: probable peroxygenase 4
Exons: 7
Coding region: 294-884 (196 amino acids)
Molecular function (GO): calcium ion binding; monooxygenase activity
Source: RefSeq, a predicted model, not a curated record